Hydatigera taeniaeformis is the source of this 1212-nucleotide messenger RNA. The record is from the annotation of a GenBank genome assembly. NCBI's taxonomy places the organism in Eukaryota, Metazoa, Platyhelminthes, Cestoda, Cyclophyllidea, Taeniidae.
CCACGAGUACAAAGCAGAGGCAAUUCUAAGAGUGACCAUCAAACCUCAGGUAAACACAAAGCAUUACGUGAAGCUGAAAUGGGCGUGGACACGCACGCUGCACAAGUUAAGGUUUUUUGUCGAAUCAAACCCAACUUUGAUGGUGGAGAUGAAUGCAUUACUUGCCUUGACGAGACCUCUUUAUCUAUUCAAAACACACGAAGCAACAUACACUCAUUUUGUCGAGUUUUCACUUCGAGCGACUCUCAGUCGGAGGUAUUUGGUGCUUGUCUCUUGCCGUAUGUCACGUCUGUACUUAAUGGAGAGAGUGUUUUGUUUUUUGAUUAUGGUGUUACUGGAAGUGGCAAAACCUACACUAUGCAGGGGACGAUGAGCGAUCCUGGAUUUAUCCCUCGCGCGCUCGAUACUAUAUUUAAUUCGAUCGCCUCAAAUUCUACUCUGAAAUAUGUAGGCUUAACUUCAGAGGCGAUUAUGGAUCGUCAACGAUUUGAUUAUUCGUCCAGAUUACGAACUCCUCUCAAGCCUGAUUACCCUCCAUCAUGUUUGGAUGGUCGGUUGGUCGAUCCCACCACUGUUCCCAUUCCUCGGAAUCAUUUAUAUUCCGUAUUCAUAACUUAUAUUGAACUGUAUAACGAUGUAAUUUAUGAUCUACUUGAGGUGCCUACUGAAGAUGCCAAUCGAAGCGUUUACGUCCAUGGGGUUACUGAACUGGAGGUUAAGUCCGCAAAUGAGGCCUUGAGGGCCUAUCAUCAAGGUCAGAAACGUCGACGUGUGGGUGCAACUGCGAUGAAUAAAGAAUCGAGUAGAAGUCACGGCAUUUUCACCAUCAGAAUCCUGGAUCCGAGAGAACUAACCGCAGUGGGACCACCGGUGGACGACUUAAGGAAGCAGGUAAGCUUACUUUGGCUAAUCCUUUUUUGCGGUCGGUCUGCAAAAGUUUUAUUUGUAUCGCUUCUAUUAGCCACAAUUAACAAGUCGCUCCUAACCCUGCGUAAAUGCGUUGAAGUGCUAAGGAUGAACCAGUCUGCGCGCGUCUGUCAAAAUCCAACCGUGCAGCAGCAAAUCGUUCCAUACAGAGACUGCAAAUUGACACGGCUCUUCAAAUCAUUUUUCGAGGGCUGUGGUCAAGUAGCCAUUCUAGUAUGUGUACAUCCAACCCUGGGUGAAUAUUCCGAGACGGUUGUGAGUGUUGCUUUCCUAUUUCCCAUAUUU